AGCUGGCAUUUAUUGAGUUCCAGCCCAGGCAGGGAGGGCAGGGCAGAAACAGCACCCAACAGGACUGGGUGCGGGGCUCACACCUGUAAUCCCGAAGGAUCAGAAAGACCCAGGUGGGAGGAUCACUUGAACCCCGGGGGUGGAGACUGCAGCAUGGGUGACAGAGCAAGACGCUAUCUCAAAAAAAAACCAACCACACCCACCCACUUCCUGCCAGGCCUAACCCCCGGGGCCUCCAUGCACCAAGGGAAAGCUCUUCCAGGGUGGGGUCACCGGGAGGAGGGGGGAGGCUCAGGUUACAGAACAGCCUGGUAGGGGCUCAAAGACGCCCAUCCUGGAAGAGGCCCCAGCACUGACCUCCGUGGGGGUGGAGAUGAGGAGGAUGGAAAGGGUGUCUUCCUCCAGCAUCUUCCUGAAGGUGAAGGAGGGGCACCUUGGGGUGUCUGAGAUUGUGACCCCAGGAGACCCCCAGCUAGCUGGGGUGUGCUGUGGGGGAAGGGGGGGAUCCCAGAGGCCUUGAGCCCAACUGAACAGAUACAAACGGGACCAGAUGGCCUCAGAGCUCCCCUGCGGGGCUCCCUGGAGCUAUGGAGACCCCAUUUAUCCAGAGUCAGGUCGGUGCCUGAGCUUGGGCAGCCCCAGGUGGAAGGAGCCCGUGGUGGGAGGAGCCUGUAGGAGGAGGAGCCUGUGGUGGGGGAGCCUGUGGUGGGGGAGCCUGUAGUGGGAGGAGCCUAUGAUGGGCGGGGCCGUGGGGGUGAGGAGCCCGUGGUGGGAGGAGCCUGCGCUGGGAGGAGCCUUGAUGGGAGGGGCCGUUGCGGGGGAGGGGGGAGCCCACGGUGGGAGGAGCCUGUGGUUGAGGAGCCUGCGGUGGGGGGAGCCCGUGGUGGGAGGAACGUGUAAUGGGCGGCAUCUGUAAUGGGCGGGGCCUUGCUGGGCGGAGCCGCCCCUCUCCUCUGUCCAGGCACUGGGUGGUCCAUCCGCCAGGUCACCGGUUACUGCCUCUCUCCCACAUUCCUCCGAGGGAUUCCCGAGGAGUGCGCUCGGACUGGGGGGUUGAGCAGGAACUCCCUCCCAGUCACCCCAGGCUCCUGCGCCCCGACGGAAGCCGGGGGUGCGUGGGGAGUGGUGUGCCCGCGCAAGGACUCCGGGACGGGAACCCCACUUGGAGCCUGGCUCUUGGACCAGCCACACGCGGUGGCUCCCAAGUCGGGGACGCGGGCCCCUAGAAGUCUGGGGCUCUCCAGGAAGCGAAGCGGAUGGAAGAUUACUCGGCUCGGGGUCCUGGGUCCCCACCCCCGCCCCGCCCCCGGGCCGCAGCGUCACAAAGGCCGCUGGUCCCCAGGGCAACCCGCGGAGUGCGGAGGGAGGCUGGGCUCUGGCAAGUCCGCGCGCGGCUCCGCUUCAGAGGCAGGGCAAGUGGGCGCGGGCCUGGGGCGGCGGCGGGGGCCGGGAGAGGAGGGCUGGGGGUCUCGAGAAGCUCCCGGAUAAUGAGCUCCCACGUGGCAGGCCUGGGCCUGGAUAAGAUGAAGCUGGGCAAUCCCCAGUCCUUCCUGGACCAGGAGGAGGCAGAUGACCAGCAGCUGCUGGAGCCAGAGGCGUGGAGGACCUACAGCGAGCGCCGCAAUGCCCUGCGUGAGUUCCUGACCUCGGACCUGAGCCCGCACCUGCUCAAGCGCCACCACGCCCGCAUGCAGCUGCUGCGUAAGUGCUCCUACUACAUCGAGGUCCUGCCCAAGCACCUAGCCCUGGGCGACCAGAACCCGCUGGUGCUGCCUAGCACCUUGUUCCAGCUCAUCGACCCCUGGAAGUUCCAGCGCAUGAAGAAGGUGGGCACAGCUCAGACCAAGAUCCAGCUCCUGCUGCUCGGGGACCUGUUGGAGCAGCUCGACCACGGCCGUGCUGAGCUGGACGCCCUGCUCCAGUCGCCAGACCCGCGGCCCUUCCUGGCCGACUGGGCGCUGGUGGAGCGGCGGCUGGCGGACGUGUCAGCUGUCAUGGACAGCUUCCUGACCAUGAUGGUGCCGGGACGGCUGCACGUCAAGCACCGCCUAGUGUCUGAUGUCAGUGCCUCCAAGAUCCCGCACAUCUGGCUCAUGCUGAGCACCAAGAUGCCUGUCGUGUUUGACCGAAAGGAGUCGGCGGCUCACCAGGACUGGGCCCGGCUGCGCUGGUUCGUCACCAUCCAGCCGGCCACGUCGGAGCAGUAUGAGUUGCGUUUCAGGCUGCUGGACCCGCGGACACAGCAGGAGUACGCCCAGUGUGGCGUCAUCCCCGUGGCUGCCUGCACCUUCGACGUCCGAAACCUGCUGCCCAACCGAUCCUAUAAGUUCACUAUCAAGAGGGCCGAGACCUCCACGCUGGUGUACGAGCCCUGGAGGGACAGCCUCACCCUGCAGACCAAGCCGGAGCCCCUGGAGGGGCCCGCCCUCAGCCACUCUGUCCGAGAGAUGAUUUUCUAAUGGUUAUCCACUAAUAAAGAAGAGUGUAAAUGCACAUACAGAAUUAAAGAAACAAACCUAUUUAUGUUUUAAAGGCAGCAGCCACCAGUGUUUUUCCUGGCUUAAAACAUGCCAAGCCCCAGGCCUUCUGCUCCUGCUCUUUCCCAGGGGGAGCCACAGGCUGGACCUCCCAAGACAGCUGAGCCUGGAGCAAGAAGUACCAGCCCCUGACACCUACGGGUCCAACGAUGACAACGAGAGCUGCUCCACAGGGCCUCCGCGGUCCUAGCCCCCGCCCCUCCUUGCCACCCGCAUCACCAUGACCCGGCUCCCGCCUUCCUUACCCACCUCCCUGGCUUGGGGGGCUCCCUCAGAGAAUGACACUCCUAGGCCGUGAUGCCUCCCCACCAUCCCCUGCCCAGCCUCGAGUGCUCAUCAGCACGCCCGCCCGAGGAGGCAGCAGCACCACCGGGGAUCCCUGGCUGUGAGCAGCUCAGCCGUGCCCCUCCGUGCCCCGCCCCACCUUUUGUUCCUCAAGGGCCUUCCUGGCCCUGAGCUCCCGCUCUCCUCCAGAAUCAGCUGCUUUUGCUAGGCGCCCAGCCCCUGCUUCCCCCCACCGCUCACCUUCAGGGCCGCAGCUGCCCCUUCCUCCCAGAAGCCUUCCCUGGCUGCAGGCUGGUGAGGUCCCCAAGUCCCCCUUCCUAGAGGCGCCUUCUCAUCCUCUCUGCAGGCACUUCUCAAGCUAUUGCAGAACUACUCUAUUUCAUGACAGCCCAAGAAUAGACAUGGUCUUCAAGGCAGGGCCGGUCCGGCACACCAAGGAGGCCGCAGUCCUGGAGACUCCAUGCUCCGCCCCUCCCUCCACAGACGCCCAGAACCUCUUUUCCCACAGUGACCAUAGCCCCCGUGACCUGUGGACGCAGCCACAAAUGGGCCAGGUGUGGAGGGACCCCAGUCCACAGCGGCCAGGGGGUCCUGGGGAGCAGUUUUAAAAGUGGGACCAGCAGGACAGUCAAGGCUGGUGGCCUCAGGGACUUUGGACUUGGCCAGCCUGGUGACACCAGAGCAGCUCUGGAGCUGUGGCCUGUCCUCACCACACCAGGCACCGGCCCUCCCCUCCCCACACGGGCAGCCGGAGCCACCAGCCCUGCAGGGGGGGUCGCUGCCCUCCCCACGCCCCUGCACCCAGCGCUCUGCGGUGGGCCCUUGACAGCCUCCACAACUGCGUCCCAAGCACAGUGACCAUCCACUUUUGCCCCCCAGCCAGACCUCAAAACACCCAGAAGUGAGAAGAGCUUUCAGAGUGGUUUUAUCAUUAAAUUAAUAUUUAAUCACAUAAUUCAAAGAUAUAAAAAUUGGAAUGUAGAAGGUGGGGUAAGCCCCUCCCUCAGGACUGGAGGCAGCAGCAGGGGCAGAGCUGCGCUGAAGCGGGUGAGCGCACGAGAAACAGACACAGCCGAGCAGGCUGCCCCGGAACGCUCAGUCCAGGGUGGAAGCAUCGCCCCAGCACCCCCCAACCCCCGAGCCCACUGCACAGCCCACGGGAAGAAUGCAGGCUUUUCACAUUGCAGAGGGCGGGGUGGGGUGGGGCGGGGUGGGCCCCUGGCUUUGGGCUGCCCUCCAGCAGCCCCUGAAGGACACAGGCGGUGGUGGUGGGGAAAAAGGCCCCCUCUCCCAGGGAGGUCUCCUUUUCCUGAGCUUGGGCUGAGGUCUCUGUUCCAGUAACAGAUGCUGGUUUUUUUUUUUUUUU
Molecule: messenger RNA, 4188 nt
Organism: Pongo pygmaeus (Bornean orangutan)
Lineage: Eukaryota; Metazoa; Chordata; Mammalia; Primates; Hominidae
Gene: FNDC11
Product: fibronectin type III domain containing 11
Exons: 2
Coding region: 1257-2459 (400 amino acids)
Molecular function (GO): protein binding
Source: RefSeq, a predicted model, not a curated record